Molecule: messenger RNA, 1086 nt
Organism: Boleophthalmus pectinirostris (great blue-spotted mudskipper)
Lineage: Eukaryota; Metazoa; Chordata; Actinopteri; Gobiiformes; Gobiidae
Product: ileal sodium/bile acid cotransporter-like
Exons: 6
Coding region: 1-1086 (361 amino acids)
Biological process (GO): bile acid and bile salt transport
Cellular component (GO): apical plasma membrane
Molecular function (GO): bile acid:sodium symporter activity
Source: RefSeq, a predicted model, not a curated record
AUGGACUGUCAUGCUGAAGCUGAAGUCUGUUCAGGGACCAGCUGUCUGGUUCCUCCCAGUAACUUCAACGCCAUUCUGGGCUUGACCCUUAGAACCGUGAUGACGAUCAUGUUGUCCUUUGUCGUGUUUGCCAUGGGCUGCUCUGUGGACCUGUACAAAUUCCUGGGUCACCUGCGGAGACCCUGGGGCAUCACCAUUGGUUUUUUGUGUCAGUUUGGGAUUAUGCCCUUCACAGCCUUCUUCCUGUCACUGGUCUUCAAUGUGCUGCCUGUGCAGGCUGUGGGCGUCAUAAUCAUGGGCUGUUGUCCUGGAGGAUCAUCAUCCAACAUUAUCUGCUACUACCUCGAUGGAGACAUGGACCUCAGUAUCAGUAUGACAGCCUGUUCCUCCAUCAUGGCCAUGGGUAUGAUGCCUCUCUGUCUUCUGAUCUACACUUCGGUGUGGGUGUCACCCGACACCAUCCAGAUCCCAUACCAAACUAUUGGGAUCACUCUUGUGGCUCUCCUGGUUCCCAUUGGAUUUGGGGCGUUGAUGAAACACAAAUGGCCACAGAUAGCCAAAAAGAUCCUCAAGAUUGGUUCCAUGAUUGGAUUUAUUCUAAUUGUUGUCAUUGCUGUGGUGGGAGGCAUCCUCUAUCAGUCCUCAUGGAACAUUCACCCAAAACUCUGGAUUAUUGGGACCAUCUUUCCUUUUAUUGGCUUUGGGCUGGGCUUCUGCUUCGCUCGCUUUACUGGACAGCCCUGGUUCAGGUGCCGUACCAUUGCAUUGGAGACGGGCUUCCAGAACGCCCAACUGUGCAGCACCAUAACCCAGCUGUCCUUCUCUCCUACUGAGCUGGAAGUCAUGUUCGCCAUCCCGCUCAUCUACACUAUCUUCCAGAUUGUUGCGGUCCUCCUAGGUGUAGCAAGUUUCCAGUUGUACAAAAGGAAGUGCAGAGGUGACGUGUCUGAGGACAGUGAGACGCCUGAUCUGGGGGACGGAGAGGUAGGAGCUGGAAAAAUAAAGCCUUUGGAGAACAGUGGAUUUGAAAUGAAUGAGGACAGUGCGGAGAAGAGUAAGGACUAUGAUAACAACACACAGUUCUGA